Molecule: messenger RNA, 1569 nt
Organism: Trametes versicolor FP-101664 SS1
Lineage: Eukaryota; Fungi; Basidiomycota; Agaricomycetes; Polyporales; Polyporaceae
Product: P-loop containing nucleoside triphosphate hydrolase protein
Exons: 2
Coding region: 1-1569 (522 amino acids)
Biological process (GO): double-strand break repair via homologous recombination
Cellular component (GO): nucleus; chromosome; cytoplasm
Molecular function (GO): 3'-5' DNA helicase activity; four-way junction helicase activity; nucleic acid binding
Source: RefSeq, a predicted model, not a curated record
AUGUCUAUCUCGCGUGAACGCCCUGCGCCUGCUACACGCUUUCUCUUCUGCUCUAAUGAAGGCCGCGCUAUUGUAUCUGACACGGUCGAAUCUGCGCUGCAUUACUGCCCUCACGACUAUCAGCUCGACGGCAUUUGCAAGUCCUUGGAUGGAAUUGACUUGGUUGCGAUCUUGGCUACUGGGGCCGGCAAGACAGCAUACUUCACCAUGUACAUGCUUCUCCUCCGAGCACUCAGCAAGGCCUGUGGACAGCUGAAAUGCGACGGUGUCGCUGUCCCGGACCAAUCGGCGAUGGUCAUAGUGUAUCCUACUAUUGGGCUAGAGACGGAAAUGGCCAAGACCUUCCGAGCUGCAGGCCUGUCUACCCAUGUCAUCAAUCACGAGACAGCGGGUAAUGCACGGUUGGAAGGAAGAGACAUAUGGGAAGAUGUAGUAGACGAUACCGCCAUGAUUCUGCUCUCGCCAGAGAUGCUAUCGAGCGACGUAUUUGAAACUCUUCUCCAGAAGAAGGACUUUUCUUCACGCCUGUGUGCCCUGGGCGUCGAUGAGGUUCACUUGUGCAACUCCUGGGGAGAGGCAUUCCGCCCUUGUUUCCGACACAUUGGACUUACCCGGUGUCGUAUGCCUUCUCGGACAAGCCUCAUCCUUCUUACUGCAACCCUUGCCAAAGGAACCCCGACCACCAACAUCAUCAGCUCCUUUGGGCUUUGUGCGGGCAACUUCCACCUGAUCCGUCGGUCAAAUCGACGGCCAGAUAUCCAAAUACUCUUCCGGAUGCUCACACGGGGCGUAGGGGGGCCCGCCUUUCCGGACUUCUCGUGGGUUCUCACGAGCGGCCGCAAGACUAUCAUCUUCUGCCCCACGGUCGCCCACGGCCAGCGCCUCGCCCUCUUCCUCCGUUCACGGCUCCCUUCCCCCGUCGACCCUUACCAGUUCAUCCGCACCUACAGCUCUCUGAAGUGGAGUGAUUUCAAUGAGACGACACUGUGCCACUUCCAUGAGGACGGCGGCACCAUGAUCCUCAUUGCGACGGACACACUUAUGGUGGGCGUCGACCUACCAAACGUUGACGACGUCAUCCUGGCCAUCGCUCCGGACACAGUCGACGAGAUGCUUCAAAAGAUUGGGCGCACUGGACGGGAUGCAGCGCGUGUGAGCCAUGCGCGCGGCAUCGUGUAUGUGUCAAAAAGCACCGUGGACGCGGCACGGAAGCAAGUCGGCGCAGAAGUAACGAAGACACGGAAAACACCGGCAUCCUCAAUCGGCGUGGCAGCAGCCUGCUCGAAGAGGUUGGUCAAGCUCCUCAAUCCGGCGAUGGCCCGCAUGAUAGUGGCCGACUGCAAGACGGCCGCUCAAGAUGCCAUCUACGAGAACCCUGCAGUUGAUGAACCUUGUUCCUGCACGAAGUGCCGAGCCCGCCCUCCUCCGCCCCUCAUAUGCCGCUGCAGUGGAUGUGAGCCAGAGGACAACAAUCACCCUGACGCAAUGAACAUGGAUCCUCCUGUGCCCGCUCCACCCUUCCUCAGCCGCCUCCCAAACCCCAUCCUGAACGUCUCACCAAGUCUAUGA